Cyanistes caeruleus (blue tit) is the source of this 519-nucleotide messenger RNA. The record is from RefSeq and is a predicted model, not a curated record. Lineage: Eukaryota; Metazoa; Chordata; Aves; Passeriformes; Paridae.
AUGCCGGUGUCACCUCAGCUCCUGCUGGCCGCCCACCGCUUCCUGUCCACCGAGGUGACGCUCUUCACCCCCAACUUCAUCUCGGAGAAGAUCCUGCUGCGGCUCCUGAAAUAUUCCGACGUCAUCCAGGAGCUGAAGUUCGACGAGGAGAACAAGAAAUCGCCGCGGCACUUCCUGUACUGCAAGAACAAACCGGCCGACUACUUCAUCCUCAUCCUGCAGGGCAAGGUGGAGGUGGAGGCUGGCAAGGAGUGCAUGAAGUUCGAGGCGGGAGCCUUCUCCUACUACGGGGUGAUGGCUCUGAGCCCCCCGCCGGGAUCCGAGAUCCGUUCGCCGUCCCACGCCAGCGGCCUGAACCGCUCGGCCUCCCUGAGCUACCCCGAGCGCUCGGAUUCGGCGUCGUCGCCGCUCGGCGGCAGCAACAACGCGCUGAGCGCCGGCGGCGCCGCGCAGAUGGAGAUCACAACCCUGCCAGAGAUCCAGGAUGGAGAUCCCAACCUUGCCAUGAUCCCGAGAUGA